Molecule: messenger RNA, 7328 nt
Organism: Chlamydomonas reinhardtii
Lineage: Eukaryota; Viridiplantae; Chlorophyta; Chlorophyceae; Chlamydomonadales; Chlamydomonadaceae
Exons: 43
Coding region: 79-6906 (2275 amino acids)
Biological process (GO): microtubule polymerization; mitotic spindle organization; establishment or maintenance of microtubule cytoskeleton polarity
Cellular component (GO): kinetochore; centrosome; microtubule plus-end
Molecular function (GO): microtubule plus end polymerase activity; microtubule plus-end binding
Source: RefSeq, a predicted model, not a curated record
GAUUAGGAGAAUCAGGUCCGUGAUCCCAUAUUUAUGUGACAGGACACCGGCUCCCUCGAUACCUGCACCACUUUGAAAAUGGCUGACGACAAGGAUGUACGAGAGCUAGCUGACGCUAAGAAACUUCCUUUGCCAGAUCGCAUAGCGCACACGAACUGGAAGGCGAGGGUUGCUGCCUACGACGACAUUUCGGUAGCCUGCAGAGAAAUAUACGAUGACGCGGACCCGAAGCUUAGCGAAUUCGCGCCUCUGUUCGCCAAGGCGGUGUCGGAGCCUAACGCGGCGGCUGUGGACAAGGCUCUUGACGCCUUGUCUGCGUUUCUGUCAAAGGCGUCAGAGCAGCACGCGAGCAGGAUAUGUGAGAGGACGUGCGCAAACAUGGUGGCCAAGUGCCUGAGCGCGAGGACCAGCACGCUGACCCGCGUCCUGGAGGUGAUGCUGCUUUUCGUGGAGCUGGAGCAGGCAGACAAGGUCACGGAAGCGCUGGUCGUGGGGCUGAGCAACAAGAACCCGAAGGUGGUGGUGGCGGCGCUGGAGAUGAUAUACAACACGAUCAACCUGUUCGGGCACCGUGUGGUGACGCCCAAGCCGAUCAUGGUGGCGUUGCCGGCGCUGUUUGAGUCGAAGGACGGGAAGGCGCGCGAGAAGGUCAAGGAGAUUGUGGUGGAGCUGUCGCGCUGGAUGGGCCCCGACGCCAUCCGCGCCGUGCUGUUCGACAAGAUGCGCGACGCCAUGCGCGACGACAUCAGCCGGGCCAUGGAGCUGGCGGAGCCGGCGCGCGUGCCGCCGCGCCUGACGCGCAAGCAGCAGGCCAAGGCCGCGGACGUGCAGGAGCACGCGCCGGUGGCAGAGGCCGCCGCGGAUGGCGCGGCGGGUGGCGUGGCGCCCAUGGAGGAGGACAUGCCGGAGGCGGCUGACCCGUACGACUAUGCGGAGCCCAAGAAGGUGGUGCAGGAGCUGACCAGCGCCAACUUCUUCGCCAAACUGGAGGAGAAGAAGUGGACAGACCGGCGCGACGCGGUGCUGUUCCUGAAGGGGCUGGCGGACACGCCACGCAUCGCGUCCGGCGACUUCGGGGACGUCAUGCGCGAGCUCAAAAAGCUGAUCUCCAAGGACAGCAACGUGGUGGUGGUGGCGGAGUCCAUCAACUGCGUGGGGCUGCUGGCUAAGGGCCUGCGCAAGGAGUUCGCGUCCUGGGCCCGCAACCUGGCGUCUGCGCUGCUGGAGAAGUUCAAGGAGAAGAACACCAACGUGGGCAUUGCGGUGACCACGGCGCUGACGUACAUGCACAAGUACUGCUGGCACCUGUCAGAGGUGGUGGAGGACCUCCCAGAGGCCAUGGGGCACGCGAACCCAAAGGUCAAGGAGGACACCUACAAGUGGCUCACGGAGGCCAUCAAGCAGGAGCCCAAGGCCAACCUGAAGGGCCUGGUGCCGACGCUGAUGGGAGCCGCAGCCAAGGGCGCGGAGGAGGCGGCGCCGGCGCUGCGCGAGGCGGCCCAGGGCUUCAUGGUGGCGUUCACCGUGCGGUUCGGCAACACGGCGGUGCUGGAUAAGUUCACCACCAAGAUGGACGAGGCCCGCAAGAAGAAGCUGCAGGAUAUGGUGGCAGAGGCCAUGGGCGGCGGUGGCGCUGCUGCUGCACCCGCAGCGGCGGCGGCUGCGCCAGCGGCGGCAUCUGCGGUGCGGGCCUCCAUAGCCCCGUCGCUGUCCCUCAAGUCCCGUCUGCCGGCUGGCGGCUCUCGCCCGACCACGGCUGCGCGGCCUUCGACAGCCGCGCCUGCUGGUGGUGCUGCUGCGCCCAAGAAGGCAGCGGCUGGCGGCGACGGCGACGACGAGGCCAGCCUGGGCGGGGGCUCGCUGUCUCGGGACCAGGCGGUGGCGGCGCUGACGGACAUGUUUGGCGAGGCGCUGGUCAAGGCGCUGCAGGACGACCAGUGGAAGACUCGCCUGGACGCGAUGGAGACGGUGGCGGGCCGCUCGGCGGACCCGUCUGUGGCGGCUUCCAGCGGCAGCAUGCUGGUGCAGGCCAUGUCGCACGUGCCCAGCGCGGGCUGGGGCGAGAAGAACUUCCAGGUCAUGGCCAAGCAGUUCGAAAUCUUGCGUAACAUCGCGGCCGGCAAUCCCGCGUUCAGCAAGCGCGACGCCUUCACCUGCCUCGGGGGCCUUAUUGACAAGGUGGGCGACCUCAAGCUGAAGCAGCCCAGCUUCGAGACACUCACCUGCCUGGCGGAGGCGGUGGGCCCGCAGUUCGUGAUGGCGCAGCUGCACAAGAAGGCGGCGUCGCACAAGAACCCCAAGGUGCAGAGCGAGGCCAUCAACUGGAUUGCGCGGGCCAUCACCGAGUUCGGGCUGGCGGGCUGCGACGUGCGCGCUCUUCUGGACUGGGCCAAGGAGGACCUGGGCUCGGCGAACGCGGGCGUGCGCAACGCCGCCAUCCAGAUGCUGGGCGUCAUGUACAGGUUCCUGGGACCGGCCCUAGGCGACAUGAUUCGGGCCGACGUGAAGCCGGCCCUCAUGACCGCCAUCGACGGCGAGUUCGCCAAGGUGGCCGACCUGGGCAAGCCCGAGCCCACCCGCUUCUCCCGCGUUGUCGCGCCCGCGCGCGGCGGCGCCACUGGCAAGGCAGGCGGUGGCAAGGGGGGGGCUGGGGGCGGUGGCGGCGCAGCAGCUGGCGGCGGCGGCGGUGGUGGUGGCGGCGGCGGUGGCGGCUUCGACGCGGACGACCUGCUGCCGCGUACGGACAUCAGCGGCCAGAUCACGGGCGAGCUGGUGACGCAGCUGGGCAGCGCCAACUGGAAGGAGCGCAAGGCGGCUCUGGACUCGAUUGAGACCAUCCUGACGCAGGCGGGCAACCGCAUCCAACCGCAGACGGGCGAGCUGCUGCCCGAGCUGAAGAAGCGCCUGGCGGACUCGAACAAGAACCUGACCACGCAGGCUCUGACGGUUCUGGGCCGCAUCGCCAAGGCCAUGGGCCGCGCCAUUGACCGGAACGCCAAGCCGCUGCUGGCGCCCGCCGUCAAGAACAUCACCGACCAGAAGCAGACGGUGCGCGCCGCGGUGACGGAGAUGCUGGACGCCUGGGUGGGCGUGACCAGCUCCAGCGCAGUCAUGUCCGAGGUUGUGGAGUUCUACACCAGCCCCAAGAUCACUGCCGAUGGCAAGACCGAGACGCUGCGCUGGCUGGCAAGCCUGGUGGCUGCCGGCAAGCUUGGCGAGUGCGCGGGCGACGCGCUCAAGACAGCGGUGCUGGGCGGCGCCGACAAGGCGGUGGAGGUGCGCGAUGCGGCCAGCAAGCUCAUGGUCGCGCUGGUGGAGGCGGUGGGCCCGGCGGAGCUGGGUGCUGCGGCCCAGGGCCUGGACGUGAACUCGCGUAAGGCCGCGCUGGAGGCCAUCACCAAGGUCACCGGCGCGCCCGUGCCGGUGGCCGCAGCGGCGCCUGCAGCCGCGGCAGCCUCGUCCCGCCCCUCGACCGCGACGGUGCGGAGCUCGACCACUUCGCUGCGCGCGUCCACCACACUGCCGCGCGGCGCGCUCAGCAGCACCGCGCGGCCGGGCACUGCCAAGCCCGCCGGCGGCCUCCUCAACAAGUCGAUCGCCGGUGCCAGCAUGGCGGCUGCUCUCGGUGACGCGGGCCCGCUCAUCAUGCCCGACAACAAAAAGGAGGACCGCGCCAAGAAGGGCCGCUUCCGGCCCGCCAAGCUGCAGAUUAUGCCCGACGAGCCGCAGACGCUGGAGGCGGAGCUGGGACCGCUGCUGAGCCCCGCGCUCAAGGCCGCAGCCUUCAGCAAGGACUUCAAGAAGCACUGCGAGGCGGCGGACAUGAUUACGCGGUCGCUGCCCACCAACUAUGACGACGUCAUCGCAGUGGUGGACCUGCUGUUCAGGUGGUCCACGCUGCGUAUCCUGGAGUCCAACACCGCCUCGCUGGUCAAGGUGCUGGAGUUGCUGAAGCUGCUGCUGGAGAUGAUGAUCGAGCGCGGUUACCGCAUGUCCGAGUAUGAGUCCAAGCUCAUCCUGCCCGCCGUGGUGGAGAAAUCGGGCCACAACCAGGACAAGCUCAAGGCGGAGCACCGCGAGCUGCUGCGGCGCUUUGCGCUGGUGCACCCGCCCGCCAAGGUUCUGGCCUACGUCAAGGAUGGCCUUGAGUCCAAGAACAGCAAGACGCGCGUGGUGUGCAUGGACGAGAUCGCCGCCAUCGUCGACCGCAACGGCCCGGUCGUGUACCGCGCCAGCGCAGCGGCGCCGGCCGCAGGCAGCCGGCCGGCCAGCGCGGCCGCCGGCGACAACGUCAUGGCGGCGGUGGCCAAGCUGGUGGCGGAGCGUGACACGGCCGUGCGCGCCGCUUGCCUGGGCGUCAUAGAGGUGCUCUACUGCAUUGAGGGCGCGGCCAUCUGGGAGCACCUGGGCCGCCUGACGGACCAGCAGAAGUCGCUGAUUGAGGAGCGCAUCAAGGCCGCCGGCAACCGCAUGGCGCGCGCCGGCCAGGUGCCCGGCUACAAGGCCGCGGAGUACAGCCUGGCGCCGGUGCAGGACGACCCCAUGAUGGUGUCGCCCGGCCCCGGCAACGCCACCACGCCUCGCCGCCCAGCCUCGCCGAUGCAGCGCUCGGCCAUCGGGAUGGGCGCCGCUGGCGCGGCAGCGGCCGCCUCCCCGGCCUUCGGCCGCCCCGCCGCUGGCGCCGGCAUCCUGGAGUCGCAGCAGCUGCGUGCUUCUACCAUCGCAGCGCCGGCGCCUGCAACAGCCUUUGCAGCCUCCGCGGCGCCGCUGGGCCCCGGCCAGCCCAGCAGCCCAAUGCAGGCGACGGCGCAGCCGGCCGCCGCCGCCGUGGACCCGGCGGUGGCUGCCGCCGCGGGCUACGACGUGCGUCGCGUCAGCUCGCCCAUGAUGAUGAACCGGUACAACUCCUUCCAGAUGCAACCUGGGCAGAUGCCGGCCGUGGGCGCCAGCAUGGGCGUGCUCACGAUGCUGGACGGCGGCUCGGAGGAGGAGACCAUCCGCAACUGGGUCAUCAUGCUCGACCGCCUGCAAGGCGUGGACUGGGAGGAGGCCAUCCAGGCCAUGAAGCUGCUGUGCUUCAGCUACAUGGAGGUGGACCGCCAGAGCCGGCACGUGGAGGCGCUGCUGAUGGACCCGCGCAACGUGGACGAGCUGGUGCUGGUGCUGGCGGGCAGGCUGGACCAGUCGCUGUGGGACGCCUCUGCCUCCACGCUAUGCCUGCCGGGCGGGCCGCAGUACAACGCGCGCGCGUGCAAGUACAGCAUCAACGCGCUGAUGAACAUGUGCAACCUGCACCCGCUCACCGCGCGCAUCGGCGACGCGGCGCUGACCAAGAUGUUCAGCGCCCUGCUAGCCGCGCUCAUUGACGCGCGCCUGCGGCAGGUGGCUGACGGCGACGGGCUGCUCAAGGCGGUGAACAUGAUGAUCAUGAAGCUGCUGGAGCAGGCCAGCCGGUCGGGUGUGUUUGGGGCGCUGGUGGCGCUGCUGCGCACGCCCAACCCGCGCAUCUACGAGAUGGCCACAUCCGCGUCCAGCCUGGAGGCUGCGCGCGCCGAGAACCUGCUGCGCUGGAACGACAUGGUGGUCAAGUGCCUGAUCAAGAUGACCAAGCAGCUGUCCACCAUCAUCCCGAUCAUUAACGUGGGCGAGGUGCUGGUGCACCUGCACCGCUACAUGCAGGCCCUGGGCGCGGAGGAGGUCCGCCGGCGCAGCUCCCUGGAGGACAAGCCGCUGCGCAUGGUCAAGACCAUGCUGCACGAGCUGUGCAAGCACCGCGGCUACGACAUCUACAAGGACAUAGAAAACAUGCCCGGCGUGAACGAGAUGCCGGACGAGAUGGUGAUGAUGCCGUACAUCCGCCUCAACCUGGACACCCUGCACACCGACAAGCGGCCCGCGACCGCUGCGCCGGGCGGCGGUGCAGGCGCCGCCGCGCUCGCUGCCUCCGCGGCGGCGCCACGCCCCGCCACCGCGCCCAGCGCCGAGGUGCCUUCCACCAGCGGUGCGGCGCCCACAGCAGCUCCGCGGCCGCGCGGCAUCCCCAGUGCCUUCAGCGGGUCCGCCAACACCCCCACGGCGGCGCAGUCGCAGGUGCUGGCGCCGCUGAGCACCAACGCCAUGGCCCCGCCGCAGCAGCCCGGCGCCGCCGCCAGUCCCAAGGUGUCCCUGCCGGUGGUAGCGGCACCCGCUGCCGCCGCCGCGCCGGCUCUAGCCACCAGCACCAGCGCGCCGCUGAACCUGGACCCCUCCAGCGCCGAGUUCACACGGCCGGUGACGGACGAGCAGGAGGCGCGCAACAUCCUGGCUGCCAUAUUCAAGCGCAUCGGCGACAAGUCGCAAUCCAACCAGGCGCUGGUGGACCUACACCACUUCAUGGAGGCCAACCCCAACAUCGACGUGCUCAACCAGAUGAUGAGCCAGGUGUCGCCCUACUUCAAGACGUACCUGUCGCGAGGCCUGAACAAGGUCAAGCUGCAGAUGAGCCACGCCGCUGCGGCUGCAGCAGCCGUGCAGGAGCAGCAGCCCGCGGCCUUCGCCGCCGUGCCCGCACCGGCGGGCCGGCAGGAGUCGUCCGACGGUGGCAUGGCGCCCAGCGGCACCGCCCGCACCGCCAGCAGCACCUGGAGCACACCCGACGGCGACGCCUCGGCGCACCCUACCGUCAUCACGAUUGCGGAGAAGCUGGCGAUCUCUGAGGCGCGCAGCCCCGCCUCGCCCGGUCGCCUGCGCGGCGUGGGCAACCUGGACGAGCUGCGCAGCCGCAUGAACAACCUCAGCACCAACCUGAGCGACCUGCCCCUGCGCGCCUCCAACCCUGCCGUGGCCCAGUCCGCGGCUAUGAGCCAGGACCUGCUGGAUCUGCAGGAGCGCAUGAAGAAGAUCCAGAAUCUGGGAGCCGCCAGCUGAACGCCGUGCGCCGAGCUGCAGGCGGUAGUUUGGUGGGUGCCUGGGCAAUGCGGGAUGUGGAGUCUGCCGAUAGAUGAAGGGCGAUAGUGCCGCGGUGUGUUGCAGGCAGAGAGGUGUGUGUGUGUGUGUGUGUGUGUGUGUGUGUGUGUGUGUGUGUGUGUGUGUGUGUGUGUGUGUGUGUGUUUGGGGCUGACUGCACUGGCCAGACUGAUCAACCACAACAAUCAUAGAUACACAGGUCAGCGCUGCCUAGACAUGCAGUGGAUGAUGGGUAUUGCACACGCUGAAGUCAUGCGAGCACGUUGGGACAAUUACCAUGAUCUGAAUGUUACACGCUGGCAAGAUUACAGAGAUUUCAACCCAUACCCUAUGUGGGCUUCUGUAUGCAACCAUACAAUAUGUGCCUGUAAACAACGUGCAAG